AAAAUAUAUAUAUACUAUAUAUACAAAUAUUCUCGCAUCCCAAAAUGAAACUAUUUACCAGUAAAAAUCAACGCAAUGCAAAGUUAUUGCGAUGUGCCUCAUUUGGCAUGACAUUGAUAUUAUUUGGUUCACUACUCCUGUUAACAAAUCCGGCAAAAAAUAUCCUAGAAACGCAAUUGAGCUUGCGUUCCGGCUCACUGCUUUAUUACCUUUGGUUGUCUCCUCCCCUUGAUGUUUACAUCAAUGUUUUUAUGUUUAACUACACGAAUGUGGAUGCCUUUGCCGCUGGCGAAGCGACCAAACUAAAGAUUGAGGAGGUAGGCCCCUAUGUCUACAAAGAAGUCCUCAGCAAUCAUAAUGUGACCCUGAAUGAGGCCAACAACACUGUUACCUAUUCACCACGCCGUGAGUAUAUUUUUGUGCCGGAGCGUUCGGUGGGUGAUCCGAAGGUUGAUCGCAUUCGUGCUCCCAACAUACCAUUGAUGGGCAUCAGCACCCUGGCGUCGGGUCUUUCAAUGUUUGCCUCUCUGGGAAUGAGUGCUCUUACCAAGCGUUUGAAAGCUGAACCUAUGCUGGAGGUGACCGUGCACGAGUAUAUGUGGGGCUAUGAGGAUCAUCUGGUGCACUUGGCCUCCAAGUUUGUGCCCAGCCUGAUUGAUUUCUCCAGUUUCGGUAUUAUGGAGAAGCUCUUUCGUGAGGGUAACGAGAGUACGGUGGUAAAUAUGAAUCUACUGGAGCCAAAGGAUAAGCAAGGAGUAAAAUUACCCAAUGUGCCAAGAGCUUACUCAUUAAACAGCGUCAAUUACGAGCGAGGAUUCAAGCGUUGGGAAUACGAUGAUGCCAGCAAUGGGACACAAUGUAACCGCAUUUGGGGAGGUCAUGAUGCCACCUUAUUUCCAUUGGAUAUGAAUGAGCAGGAUUUGUUUUAUAUUUACCGCCGGACAUUCUGCCGUCGUCUACCCAUGAGAUUUAACCGUACUGCCAAGUACGAUGGUAUGGAUGGCUUUGAGUUUGUUAUGGAGCCAAAUGUAUUUGAUAGCGAACUGCGCAAUUCGAACUCGUCGUGUUUCUGUAAAAACAAUCGUUGUCUUAAACAAGGUGUGGGCAACGUAUCGCCCUGCUACUACAAUAUGCCUUUGGCCAUUACCUAUCCACAUUUUAUGCAUGCUGAUCCCAGCCUUUUGGAGCGUUUCGAUGGUCUCAAUCCAGAUGAAUCACGCUUCACCUCCUCCUUUGUGAUCCAGCCACAAAUUGGAGCUCCAAUGCAAGGAACUCAUUUGCGUCUACAGGCAAAUCAAAUGGUUGGCAAAGUUAGCUUCAAUCGCCAGAUGGCCCCCUAUGAGAAUAUGGUCUUACCCUUGCUCUGGGUAGAUUUGAAUAUUGACACUUUUUGUCUGGCCCUGCGUUUGCUCAUACACGGAAUUAACUGGGGCUUUCAAUUGUUGCAAUGGAGUGUGGCUCUAAGUAUGCUAAUGGUCGGUGUGUAUCAGCUGAGUGUUGGAAUUUUACUUUGUCUAUGGCCAGGAGUCAGUUUCUUUAAGGUUGACAAGCCUGCCAGCACAAAGAGCCCGGCUAUGCGGAAGGCUUCCUUGGUUGCUGUCCUCCAGCAAGAGGAGCAACAAUUGCUCUUCCAGAACGAACAAAAAUCAAAGUUGGCAAUGGCCUAAUUGUGUUCUCUGUCUUUUACUCAGGAAUCUUAAGUUUUACCUCAAAUCUUAAGGAAAAAAGAAAAGAAAACAACCGUUAACGGAUGACCCACACGAGGCAUCCACUGUGAUAUUUAGAACUAAGCUAAGCAGCAGAAGAAUUGGCUUUAAUAUUAUUAUAAAUACAUACGUAAUUAUUCUUAUUAUUUGCUCGAUGAAAACAACUUAGGGAACAUUCUAGAGCCUUACGUAAUAGUUAACAUUUAAGGGUAAAGCUAGUUCGUAGCCUAGAAAAAUGUACAGCUGAGUUUGCACUCAAUAAAUACAGGUCGGUCAAUGCCCUCAAUGAGAGGCGAUCGUGUCUUCAAUCCA
Drosophila willistoni is the source of this 2018-nucleotide messenger RNA. Its product is annotated as lysosome membrane protein 2. The transcript has 7 exons. Lineage: Eukaryota; Metazoa; Arthropoda; Insecta; Diptera; Drosophilidae. Gene Ontology annotation, cellular component: cytoplasm; membrane. The coding region runs from base 45 to 1667 and encodes 540 amino acids. Gene Ontology annotation, molecular function: scavenger receptor activity. The record is from RefSeq and is a predicted model, not a curated record.